CCGCCGGGGCUGGCUUGGGACACGAGUCCGGUGCGAGCCAGGCCGAGACGCCGGGAGCUCGAUGGUUCGGGAGGGCGGCAUGGCCCGGACACCCCGCAGCUCGACCCAGGAGAUCCAGAUGGACGUGUUCGACAACCCCGGCCUCCAGGGGAAAUACAGCAAGCGGAAGAGCAGGUUUAAACGCUCUGAUGGCAGCACCUCCUCGGACACGACUUCCAACAGCUUCGUCAGACAGGGCUCGGCGGAUUCCUACACCAGCCGCCCCUCAGACUCAGAUGUGUCUCUGGAGGAGGAUCGCGAGGCACUGCGCAAGGAGGCCGAGCGCCAGGCCCUGGCGCAGCUGGAGAAGGCCAAAACCAAGCUGGUGGCAUUUGCCGUGAGGACAAACGUGGGCUACAACCCGUCCCCCAAUGAUGACGUGCCGGUCCAGGGCAUGGCCAUCUCCUUCGAACCCAAGGACUUCCUGCAUAUCAAAGAGAAAUACAACAACGACUGGUGGAUCGGGCGCCUGGUGAAGGAGGGCUGCGAGGUGGGGUUCAUCCCCAGCCCCGUCAAGCUGGAGAACAUGAGGAUGCUGCAGGAGCAGAAGAUGAGGCAAAACCGCCUGAGCUCAAGCAAAUCGGGGGACAACUCCAGCUCCAGCCUGGGAGAUGUGGUGACGGGGACCCGCAGACCCACCCCGCCUGCCAGUGCCAAGCAGAAGCAGAAAUCGGCGGAGCAUGUGCCGCCGUACGACGUGGUGCCCUCCAUGCGGCCGAUCAUUCUUGUGGGGCCGUCCUUGAAGGGGUAUGAGGUGACGGACAUGAUGCAGAAAGCCCUCUUCGAUUUCCUGAAGCAUCGUUUCGACGGCAGAAUCUCCAUCACGCGGGUGACGGCCGAUAUCUCCCUGGCCAAGCGCUCCGUGCUGAACAACCCCAGCAAGCACACCAUCAUCGAGCGCUCCAGCACCCGCUCCAGCCUGGAUGUCCUGGCUGAGGUGCAGAGCGAGAUCGAGCGGAUUUUCGAGCUGGCCCGGACACUUCAGCUUGUGGCCCUGGACGCCGACACCAUCAACCACCCGGCCCAGCUGGCCAAGACCUCGCUGGCCCCCAUCAUCGUCUACAUCAAGAUCACCUCCCCCAAGGUGCUCCAGAGGCUGGUCAAGUCCCGGGGGAAGUCCCAGGCCAAGCACCUGAACGUGCAGAUGGUGGCGUCGGAUAAGCUGGCACAGUGCCCUCCGGAAAUGUUUGACAUCAUCCUGGACGAGAACCAACUGGAAGACGCCUGCGAGCACCUGGCUGAGUACCUGGAAGCCUAUUGGAAGGCCACGCACCCGCCCAGCAGCAACCCGCCCAAUCCCCUCCUGAACCGCACCAUGGCGACCGCCGCCCUGGCCGCCAGCCCCGCCCCCGUCUCCAACCUCCAGGGACCCUACCUAGUGCAUGGGGAGCAGACGCGUGAGGGGGAGCGCGCCAGCCUGCACGACUACCCAGGGGAGCUGGUCAACCGCGGCCAGGGGCGGCCAGGCCAGCAGCACGCUCGCCUGGCCAACCGCGGCCUGUCCCGCCAGGACACCUUCGACUCGGAGACCCAGGGCAGCCGUGACUCUGCCUACACCGAGCCGGGCGAUUCCUGCAUGGACAUGGAGACGGACCCCUACGAGGAGCCCGAGCCCCGCGGCGGCACCCCCGGCGCCUACCCCCGGGGCCUGGGCCGCCACCACCUCCACCAGCGCCAGGGCUCCUGGGACGAGGCCGAGCCCGACCACCAGAACCACAACCGGCAGCUGCGGGGCCGGAGCAAAGGGCGCGACCGCUACUGCCCCAAUGAGGAGGAGGCCAUGAGCCGGAACAAGAAUGACCUGGAGGGCUGGGGGCGGGACGUUUACAUCCGCUAAGGGAUGGGGCACCUGGCUGCUAGGGGCCCCAGGGGGUGGGGCUUCGGUCAGCUAGGGGCCCCUGGGAUGGGGCGUUAGCUACUGGGGGGGGGUUCAGUGUAUCUGAUAGGGGAUCGCUCUCCUCUGAGCAUAGCGCCCCCCUGUGAGGCUGGUUUGUUUCAUGCCCCCUAGCAGGGUUGGCCUGAGAUUGUAUGAUGCUCCCCCCCCCUCCAUGGGGAUCCCUUGCCAGCAGUGCCGGGGGGCCCCGCUGCCAGUGGUGCUCCCCACUCAGCCCCCAGAGGGGCCCUUCUCAUCUCCCAUAAGAUAGUGAAGAUUCACUCCCACCUUAAAUCCCUCAGGGGACCGGGGGGAGGGGCAGCCCAGUGUUUCUUGGGCUUUCCCCGCCCCCAAAGCUGACCAAACUGGGACCCAGCUUGCU
This is a messenger RNA of Trachemys scripta elegans, 2294 nucleotides long. RefSeq names its product calcium voltage-gated channel auxiliary subunit beta 1 (gene CACNB1). Gene Ontology annotation, biological process: regulation of voltage-gated calcium channel activity; neuromuscular junction development; chemical synaptic transmission. The record is from RefSeq and is a predicted model, not a curated record. NCBI's taxonomy places the organism in Eukaryota, Metazoa, Chordata, Testudines, Emydidae. Gene Ontology annotation, cellular component: voltage-gated calcium channel complex. Bases 62 to 1876 code for a protein of 604 amino acids. Gene Ontology annotation, molecular function: high voltage-gated calcium channel activity; protein binding. The transcript has 15 exons.